Brienomyrus brachyistius is the source of this 1957-nucleotide messenger RNA. Its product is annotated as Golgi phosphoprotein 3-like. Gene Ontology annotation, molecular function: phosphatidylinositol-4-phosphate binding. NCBI's taxonomy places the organism in Eukaryota, Metazoa, Chordata, Actinopteri, Osteoglossiformes, Mormyridae. Gene Ontology annotation, cellular component: Golgi cisterna; cytosol; trans-Golgi network. Bases 194 to 1039 code for a protein of 281 amino acids. The record is from RefSeq and is a predicted model, not a curated record. The transcript has 5 exons. Gene Ontology annotation, biological process: Golgi vesicle budding; Golgi organization; retrograde vesicle-mediated transport, Golgi to endoplasmic reticulum.
UUGGUUGUUAUUAACAGGAAGUUUUGUAUUUACUUUGCAUUUACUUCGCCUAGCCGGAUAGGCUUUACAACUAUAGGAAGUGUUUAGCUAAAUGUAUUUUGAGCUUUUUAGCAAAAGGGGAAAACAUUAAAAAUAUAACUAAACUAACUGAUCGAAGAUCUGUAUAUAAAACCGGUGGCAAGCAUACUGACAGAUGACCACACUUACCCAUCGGAGUCGCCGCUCUGAGCCAGCGGUAGAGAGACUGGAGGAGGAGGAGGCUGGCUGGGGAGGUUACCCCCCAGAUGACGAUGAGCGUGACUCCAAGGAUCUUCGCCUGACCCUCAUGGAGGAAAUCCUUUUACUAGGCCUGAAGGAUAAGGAGGGUUACACGUCUUUCUGGAACGACUGCAUCUCGUCAGGUCUGCGGGGCUGCAUCCUCAUCGAGCUGGGGCUGCGGGGGCGGAUCCAGCUGGAGCCCGCCACCUUGCGGAAGCGCAGACUGCUGGAUCGCAAGGUUCUGUUUAAGUCAGAGGCCCCUACAGGAGACGUGCUUCUCGACGAAGCCCUUAAGCACAUCAAGGCAACGGAGCCGCCGGAAUCUGUGCAGAGCUGGAUCGAGCUCCUCACCGGGGAGACCUGGAACCCCCUUAAGCUGCACUACCAGAUCCGCAACGUCCGCGAGCGCCUGGCCAAGAAUCUGGUGGAGAAAGGCAUCCUGACCACGGAGAAGCAGAACUUCCUGCUGUUCGACAUGACCACACACCCGGUCACCAACACCACGGAGAAGCAGCGACUGGUGAAGCGCGUGCAGGACAGUCUGCUGGAACGCUGGGUGAACGACCCGCAUCGCAUGGAGCAGCGAAUGCUGGCGCUCAUCAUGUUGGCUCACGCCUCCGACGUGCUGGAGAACGUGCUGACGCCGCUCACCGACGAGCAGUACGACACGGCGUCUACGCGCUCCCGCACCCUGCUGGACUGCAACCCCGAUGUGGAGGGCACCAAGGCUCAGGCCUGCGAGAUGAUUUGGGCCGUCAUGGCCGCCUUCAGCAAAGCUUAAGGUGGGGCGCUGGGCCAGGUUCCCAGCUCGCCCCCCCCCCCCCCCCCCCCCCGGUAUCUGACACCCACUUUGAGCUGGCUCAAGUAUCAAGUAUCUAGGAGCAGUGAGACGGGAAGGUGGACUCCUUUAAUGGGCCUUAUGAAGUCUUAUUUUUGUUUCCUAAAAGAAGUGUCAUAGUUCAGUAUCAGAAAUGAGCUCAUUGGUCUCAUAAUGAGCUACUUGUUGAGCUGCUUUCUGCUUUGAACCCCCUGUCUCACUCUCCAUUCUCUGGAUGUCAGCCAGACUGUGCAGGAAUGUAGUUACCUGACUGUCUGACCAUUCUGCCCCAUUAAAAUGCAAUAAAAUCAGUGCGAAUCUCUGCUUUACCGACUUUUACCGGUGUAACUCACUCUCCUGUUGACUGGCUCCUGUCCAGUUCCGCUUAAGGGUUGAGGAGCAGUUAACUUUUCGGUUUAUUAGAUAUGGGUGAAUGGUAUGGGAAUAUGUGCUCAGUUGUGAAUGAGAAGAUGUUUUUCUCUGACUAGAGGAGCAAAACCUAUUUAAAAUCCAGGUAUCGUUUUAUGUUUAUUUGUUUCUAAUCUGUCGAACUAUUUAAGCCUGCAGUACAUUAUAGAAAAUUUUAAUAUUGAAUGAUUUAAAUGUCUGACUGUCCAUGUUUUAUAACAAAUUAGAUCUUGAAUGAUUCUAUUUUUAGAAAAUGUAUAUAUUGAAAUAUUGGGUAUAAUAUCAGAUGUUUUUCUAUCAUUUAGUGCUCAUAAUUAUUUAAGAUGAUAUAAUGUUUUUAGUGAGAUAUAAAGCCUUUUUUUCGUUUUUUUUUUCACAAAUCGAAAGUGUUUUUUACAGCACUUGUGGACAACAUACCUUUUUUUGUUUUGGAGUUGAUUCGGUCUUUAUUAAAGCAAAGGAGGUUCGCAUGAU